AUGAAUCACCCCACCGCGGAGACUAUACCAGGAUCACCAACUGGGUCUGAAACAGAGCUGAAUCAACAGAAGAAACGCCGCCUCUCUAAUUCCCCAGUUAACUCCACCACCACCACUACAACAUCAACAUCAACGUCAGCAUCAACAUCUAAUGAGACUAGAAAGUUGGCGCAAGCAUCACGGACUCUUCGUGCAUGUGAAUUGUGCCGUAAGCAAAAAACACGAUGCUUUAGAUCACCCGAGUACCCGACUUCUUGUUUGCGCUGUCGUUUCUUGAGCAAAACUUGUUCGUUCAAAUUAGAGGAAUCUGAAUCAGCAUCAACUACAUCAACAAAUGCAGCCACAAUUGACAGUCAAGGUAAUUUCAAGGUCGAUUUGAUUUUGGACAGAGUUAACGAAUUGUUGAGUAUAGUGAAAAGUGGCCAAAUGAGUUCAGUUGAGCAUGCAGGCAAUGGUGUCAAUACUCCCGGCCAAGACCAGUUGAUAAACAGUGAUGCGCGAUUGUUGUUGGAGACAGCCAGUUCCAUGCAAGGUCACCAUCAAAUCAACUCCAAUUCGUUGUUGAAUGUUGAGUUGUUGGAGCAGACAACUUUGGAUUUCCAAAGCGCCACACCAAGUUUUGUCACGGCUCCAUUCACAAUAGUUAGAAAUUCAAUGAAGAAUGAAUUUUGCCCCGCAUCAAUACAAAACUUGUAUCAACUGCGGAUUUAUCUGCACUCGAAUAGGCCAAGUAACAUUAUUGAAUUGGGGAUUAUGACUGAAAAAGAAGUGAUUGACGUAGUGGGAAACUUUAGAAGAAACUAUGGUCGUUGGGUAUCUUUUCCAAACUCCUUAUCUACAGAAAAUCUAGUCAGGGACCUCCAAGAGAAAUCACCUCUACUUUUGACUACGUGCUGCUGUGUCAGCUACCGCUAUUCUGCUGGACCCAACCAAGAUAACCAACAGCGUAUCACCCGGUUGGCCAAAGUGCUCAUUAAGGAACUCAGCCAUAAUUUUACCCAGUUUGCGUCGUUUGCCAACAACGAUUACGGCUUGGUUGAGUUUUUCCAAAGUCUUGCCGUAUUGAGCUUGUACGCGGGAUCAAUAUCGUCAGUAGUAACAGAUGAAGAUCCAGAGUUGGCGGGCUUCAAUUUGGACCCAUGGCAGUUGUCAAGUAUUGGCAUUACCACUUUUCUCACCAAAUCGACGUUUCAGUUAUUCAAGACAAAGAGAAGCAAUACUGAAGAUGGUUAUGAGACAUUGACAAUACUACGCAUAUACAACCAUUUGUGUUUGGUUCAUCUUAUAAACAGUAUUUUUUCAGGACGGCCGUGUAUUUUGGAUGAUGGUAGAAUUCGAUAUUGCACAACGGCUUUAACGUUGUUCAACGCCACCAAUUUCGAUGGACGUAUGGUUUCUGAAAUCAAUAUUCUUUACAUCACUUACAAGUACCUCCAGAAAAAUGACGAUGCUAAUAAUGCCCCCAAUUUGCAAGAUUUCCAUUUCAAUGAAGUUGUUAAAGAAAUUCAAACGUGGUUUCAAAAUUGGGAAUACUUGAUCCAACAACCAGCUCUACAGUUUGCCGAGUUUAAUUAUCAUUUUUGUUCAAUUUUGAUCUACCUUGCACACAGCUUCCAGAAAUUGCAACUUGCUGGAGGGGCAGGUGGCGGUGUUGUUGGUGGCGUUAGUGGUGUUAUCAGUGACUUGAACAUGUUUCUUCAACAAGACAUAUUGGAUCUCAUAUUGAAGCAAUGUCAACCACAAAAUUUGCUUCUGAUGUAUCAACAUGCAAGGGAUCUUUUAGAGCAUAUCAAGCAGAUCAGUAGUGAAUCGUAUUUUGCUUACUUGUCAGAUCAGCUACAUUUUUGUUUCUACUUCAGUGGUGUACUAUUGUCAAGGAUUUUACGUCUUGCUGUAACGUCGAACUUGUCACACUUGGAGGAGUUCAAAGAUGUAAAUACAAAGAGAGGGUUAACACGUCGAUUGCAGCCAAUUGUCAACUUAACAAGAAAGAUUGAUGGGUUCUUGUCCGAUUCUGAUCCUGUUAUACUAGCAAAGUACAAUACUGGUUUGAAACAUUGUAUCGAGGAUGUACUAAAUGCUUAA
This is a messenger RNA of Lodderomyces theae, 2085 nucleotides long. It is a transcript of the gene ZCF19, whose product is annotated as Zcf19p. The coding region runs from base 1 to 2085 and encodes 694 amino acids. NCBI's taxonomy places the organism in Eukaryota, Fungi, Ascomycota, Pichiomycetes, Serinales, Debaryomycetaceae. Gene Ontology annotation, biological process: regulation of DNA-templated transcription. Gene Ontology annotation, molecular function: zinc ion binding; transcription cis-regulatory region binding; DNA-binding transcription factor activity, RNA polymerase II-specific. Gene Ontology annotation, cellular component: nucleus. The record is from RefSeq and is a predicted model, not a curated record. The transcript has a single exon.